Messenger RNA from Girardinichthys multiradiatus, 1539 nucleotides. Its product is annotated as excitatory amino acid transporter 3-like. Gene Ontology annotation, molecular function: neutral L-amino acid transmembrane transporter activity; glutamate:sodium symporter activity; L-glutamate transmembrane transporter activity. Gene Ontology annotation, cellular component: plasma membrane. Lineage: Eukaryota; Metazoa; Chordata; Actinopteri; Cyprinodontiformes; Goodeidae. Gene Ontology annotation, biological process: L-glutamate transmembrane transport. The record is from RefSeq and is a predicted model, not a curated record.
AAUGCUUGUUUUAAUAAAUGUUGGCUACAUUUUCAUAAAUUCUUCUAAUUGUGUGACAUGUUUGCUGGCUGUUUGGUCACAGCACAGACAUGGGCUGCAACCUAAAUGAGAACCUGCAGAAACGCUGCUCUGGUUGGGCUUUGCAGCACAAGUUUCAGGUCCUUACCCUGUUCGGUGUCGUCUUAGGAAUAGUUCUGGUGCUCUUACUCCAGCCUGGUGUGACAAAUACGCCAACAGACGAGGACGAUGAGGAGCAACAUCCUUUCUCCGUUGUCGUCGUCCUCAUGGAUCUUUUGAGAAACAUGGUUCCUGAGAACUUCAUUCAGGCUUGCUACAAACAGUACAGGACCGAGAUAGUUCUGGUUGAAGUAGAUGAAGACAAGCCAUCCUAUGAUCCACUAUCAGUAUUUUUUCAGAUUUUUGUUCUUAUUAUACAGCAAAAGUUUGAUGUGGGAACGUGGUAUGAAUUCUCUAGCAAGACUGUGUACUCCUACAAUAUUACUUUUAGAGGAUCACAAGCAGGGUGUUUGUGUUGGUUGGCGCAGAAUGGCACAGAGAUACGACUCACAGGCGGCUAUAUUGCUGGAUCCAACAUGCUGGGACUGAUCAUUUGGUCUUUCAUCAUCGGCAUCCUGAUGAUGAGGAAUGGAGAAAAAGCAAAGACCACUGUGGAUGCCAUUAAAAGCCUCAACGAAGGCAUACAAAUUAUAAUUACUUGGAUGUUGUGGUACUUGCCAAUCGGAGUUUUGUUCAUGAUCGCAAGCCACGUGGUUGAGGUUCAAAACUGGGAAUCUGUCAUUGAACUCGGAAGGUUAUUCUUGGUCAUGUUAGGGCUCUUCGUCCACUCAUUUAUUGUUCUUCUCUUGCUUUAUUUGGUGCUUGUCAAGCGGAACCCCUUUGUGCUCUUCAAGCAGGUUUCAAAAGCCCUGCUGACUGCAGCUAUCGUCUCGUCCAGCUCCGCCACUCUGCCUGUAACCUUUCAAUGCUGUGAAGAGAUACUGAAGGUCGAGAGAAAAAUCAACCAGUUCAUGCUGCCCAUCGCCACCAGCCUAAACAUGAAUGGAAGCCUCUAUGAAGUGGUUGCAGCCAUUUUCAUUGCCCAGCUAUGCGACAUCAAGCUGGAGUUGGCCCAGAUAAUUGCAGUCGGAAUUGCUUGAUUUGCAGUGACUGCUUCCAUAUCCAGCAUUGGAGCUGCAGGGAUGCCAGCAACGGGAGCUGUGACCACGCUCUUGUUUUUGACAGCGGUGGGACUGCCUGCAAACGAUGCCUUCCUCCUGGUAGUGAUGGAGUGGCUCCUAGACCGCAGCAACACAGUGGUGAAUGUGCUGGGAGACUGCUUUGGUGUGGCUCUCAUCAACCAUCUGUUCGAGCAGCAGCUGAAAGAUCUGGACAUUCUGACGCCCAAGUAAACCGUCUAAUUUAAGGAAUUGAUUUUAACUUUUGUGCUACUUUGCAGAGACACAAUAUUGCCAAAGUAUUCACUCCCCCAUCCAAAGUGAUUGAAUUCAGAUGUCCCAGUCACUUCUGUGGCAACAAAUG